GACUUGGGUACGUGUCUUACGGCGGCAAGAGUGCCAGCACCAACAAAAGACUCACUGGACCCGUCAGCUCCUCUGUUCACCAAGCAUAAUAACCUUACGAGUAAAGCAGAGUGAGCCGAGUGCCUCUGGGUGACACCACCACCUGCUGAUAACACACAAGGAAAAAUAACCCACUUAGACUAGAGCUCUGUCCUUUCUUCAGACGCUGGGAUUUGAAGGAAUUAUUCUGAGGUCUGUGCUGCUAGUAAAUGACUGAUAAAGUUAUAGACUGCACUGUUCUCUUGAGUUCAGAGACUGCAUUGCAAUUGACAACGAAAUCUUGAAGAAUUGCACUGAGGUGCAAGCCAUACUUAACACUCUUCAAGUAAUGUUGAUUGAACUGAGAAAUUGCUAAAACCUGACUUGCUGUAUCUGUUACUACUGCUUCUUGAUCUUACAUUGCUCUCUGUGUUGUCUUUUUAAGUCCAGAUGUUCUCUGAUAAUUCACAUUGCCCUGAUUGUGGGCAGCAAUGGUUUCCUAGUUUAGAACUAGGCCAUUGGUUGUACCAAACUGAACUUGUUGAAAAUGAGUGUUACCAAGUGUUCUUAGACCGCAUUAACAGGGCUGAUUACUGCCCUGAAUGUUACCCUGAUAAUCCUGCUAACAGAAGCCUUGUUCUUCCUUGGUCUUUUCCACUUGAGUGGGCACCCCAAAAUCUCACUCGGUGGACCUUUGAAAAGGCUUGUCAUCCAUUUCUUCUGGGUCCUCCACUGGUUAGAAAAAGGAUACAUGACUCCAGACUAGCUGGUUUUAAUCCUGCACUGCAAUUAAUCUUGACUAGAACAGACAAAACCUUAAACAAAAAACUUGGCCAAAGCAAGUAACUUCUAUAAUAGUCAUGGAGGUAUAGGGAAUUUUUUUUUCUUUUACCAGUAGCCCAGGGAAUAUGAUCAAUAACUAACCCAUUUCUUUUAUUUUCUCUGUCUUUUUCUUUUUUUCCCCCUCUUUUCUUCCUUUCUUUUUCUUCUUCUUCUUCUUCUUUUUUUUUAUGCUGGCCCUUAUGCAUGCUAGGCAAGUGUUCUGCCACUGAGCUGUACCCCAAGCCCUUAUUUCUAAAUCUGACUUGAUUGUCCCUACUUUGGGAAUUCUUUAAACUGAUGAAUCUGCUUCUAUAGUCUUUGCAUAUCUUGUUCAGCAUAAAUUUAAUCAGUAUUCCAGCCAUACUCCUUAUCUGGAACCAGAUUAAUUGUAAUUGCUAUAAAUUAUAUUUUGAACCUAGCUCACUCUUUCUGAAAACUUACAUAGUCUUACAUAUUGACAUGUGAUAAUAUUGUUCUGUAGGAAAGGCCCCAUGCCCUAUGCCCCAUAAUUGUUUUUCUAAAAAUAAACUUUUGUGAGAAAGCAUCCUUGUUAUAGCUGGACUCUAGAUUAUUCUAAUACAUUUUAAUAAACUAUAUUUUAAAUACUUCCUCUUACAAAUGAGAUAUAUGUGUGUGCAUACAUAAAAUUUAUUCAUAUGUAAUCAUUCCUUAUUAGCUCUUUGUAGCUUAUCCUCAGUGUGACUGUUAGAAUAUUGAUAACCAGCCACUGUCACAUUCUAUUAGAAAACACUUACAUGGGUUACACAAAAUGUAUAUAAGCACUGCCUGUUUACACUUACUUGGCUCAGCAUAACCAAAGACUGCCCUGUCUUUGUAGUGACUGAAUAUAGAAAUGUCCUUCCCUUGGAAAUGGAAAAGUACUUCUCCUAUGAGAUUUAUGAUUAAAGAAAUAUAAAGCUUGACCCUGUGAUUUAUAAACAGCCUAGUAGAAGCUUUUUUCUUAAAGUUAAAUCUUGCUGGAUAUUGGCCACAUUCUGGCCUGCUCUUAUUCAUGGAAUCCAACUUAGCAAUCACUAUUGGAAACCUCUCAGGAGCCAAGAUGCUAGGUACUCCAAUGCUUAUGUAGCUGCUCCACAGUGUUACUAAGGAGCCUGGUUCUUUGUGUCCUUCCUCCUUCCCUUGUUUGCUUUUUGUACUUUUGCCUGUUUCUUCAAUAAGUACAGUGUGGUUUGUUGUACCCAGACAUUUCAGUGGCAACCAAAGGCUGGAAGUAGGGAGCAAAACGUUUUCUUCUUUCAAAUCUGUCUUAUUUGGGAAUAAAAUCUCUCUGAAAAGUC
This is a messenger RNA of Jaculus jaculus (lesser Egyptian jerboa), 2138 nucleotides long. It is a transcript of the gene Tor1aip2, whose product is annotated as torsin 1A interacting protein 2. Bases 469 to 864 code for a protein of 131 amino acids. The transcript has a single exon. The record is from RefSeq and is a predicted model, not a curated record. NCBI's taxonomy places the organism in Eukaryota, Metazoa, Chordata, Mammalia, Rodentia, Dipodidae.